AUGAAAGAUUGUAGACCAAGAGAUACCUCUGUAGCUAAAGGUGAUAAAUUUAGUUUGAAUCAAUGUCCCGAAAAUGAGCUUGCGAGAAAGGAAAUGGAAUCACUUCCCUAUGCAUCAGUUGUAGGAAGUCUUAUGUAUGCACAAGUAUGCACGCGUCCGGAUAUUGCGUUCAUAGUGGACAUGCUAGGCAGAUACUUGAGUAAUCCCGGUAUGGAUCAUUGGAAAGCAGUCAAACGUGUUUUGCGGUAUCUGCAAAGAACAAAGGAUUAUAUGCUCACCUAUAGAAAAUCGGAUCAGCUUGAGAUCAUUGGGUAUUCUGAUUCGGAUUUCGUGGGAUGCCAAGGCAGUCGUAGAUCCACGUCAGGUUAUGUCUUUAUGCUCGCCGGAGGGGCUAUAUCUUGGAAAAGUGUUAAACAAACAUUGAUAGUCACCUCUACAAUGGAAGCAUAA
Molecule: messenger RNA, 450 nt
Organism: Salvia hispanica
Lineage: Eukaryota; Viridiplantae; Streptophyta; Magnoliopsida; Lamiales; Lamiaceae
Source: RefSeq, a predicted model, not a curated record